UUCCUUUCCUGUGGUGAAAGGUGCGACAUGUGACUCAAUCUCAUAUUGCACAAUCAGUCCUUCUGUGGGGUAUUUAAGAGGGGAGAAAAACACAGACUGCAUCAGUUUCUUGAAGAAGAAGCAACAUGAAGAGCUACUACAAGCUGUGCGUUCUCGUCGCGUUGAUGGCUUCUGGUUACACCAACCCAAUAGCUCCAUCUGCUGAUGAAGGCCGAGAGAGUAUUGCUGAGAAUUACCUGACUAGAUUGUAUGGCCUGCCAAAGCAGACCUCUUCUGGUACUGAAAGACGCUCCAAUGCCUUGAGUCUGAGGUUGAAAGAGAUGCAGCAGUUUUUUGGACUCUCAAUAACAGGGACGCUGGAUGAAGAGACGAUGAAAGUGAUGAAGAAGCCACGCUGCGGGGUUCCAGAUGUUGCGGCGUACUCCACGUUUGCAGGGGACUACAAGUGGAAAAAACAUGAUCUGACCUACAGGAUUGAGAACUACACCCCUGACAUGUCAGAAGCAGAGGUGGAUGAUUCCAUCAAAAGAGCCCUGCAAUUGUGGGCAGACGUCACUCCUCUGAGAUUCACCCGUAUCUACAGUGGCACAGCUGACAUCAUGAUCUCCUUUGUUGUUGGAGAUCAUCGGGAUGGUUACCCCUUUGACGGACCAAAUGGUUUUCUGGCUCACGCCUUCCCUCCAUUCGAGGGCAUCGGUGGUGAUGCCCAUUUUGACGAUGAUGAGGCGUUCUUGUACAGAUCUCCUCAAGGCUACAAUUUGUUCCUGGUUGCUGCCCAUGAGUUUGGACACUCUCUAGGGCUUGAACAUUCCCAGGAUCCGGGUGCACUGAUGUAUCCCACCUACGUUUACAGAGAAAUCGAUACCUUCUCCCUCCCUCAAGACGAUGUCAAUGGAAUCCAGUCUCUUUAUGGCCCAAACCCUAAUGUCAACCCUGGUGAUCCAAAACCCACACCAGGAGUUACCCCAAACACAUGCGAUCCCAAUCUGGUCCUGGACGCUGUCACCAUGUUCCGUGGAGAGAUUAUCUUCUUCAAGGGCAGCUUCUUCUGGCGCAGCUAUUCCCUGAGCACAACCGUUGAACAACAUCUCAUUAAAAGCUUCUGGCCUGAGAUUCCAGAUCAUAUCGAUGCAGCAUUCGAGAGUCCAUUGCAGGACAAAGUCUUCCUUAUCAAAGGUGAGAAGGUCUGGGCUCUCUAUGGCUAUGAAAUGGCACAGGGAUAUCCCAAGAGUCUCAGCAUGUUCAAUUUGCCCAAAAAAGUGAAGAAAAUCGACGCAGUCCUCUACGAUGAGACCAGCUACAAAAUCCUGUUUUUCGUUGGCAGACAGGUUUAUAGUUAUGAUGAGCAAACACGCAGAAUGGAGAAAGAUUAUCCUAAACCGUUGGAAGUUGUUUUCCCUGGAAUGACAGGGAAGGUGACCGCAGCCUUCCAGAACAGAGGGUUCAACUAUCUCUUCAGCGGAUCAAAGAUGUUGGAGUUUGGCUCCUACAACAACAAGCUGUUCCGUGUUCUGAACAAUAAUUAUUUCCUGCCAUGUUAAUCAGUUAAUGUUGAGUUUUUC
Molecule: messenger RNA, 1562 nt
Organism: Rhinichthys klamathensis goyatoka
Lineage: Eukaryota; Metazoa; Chordata; Actinopteri; Cypriniformes; Leuciscidae
Product: collagenase 3-like
Exons: 11
Coding region: 126-1541 (471 amino acids)
Biological process (GO): proteolysis; extracellular matrix organization; collagen catabolic process
Cellular component (GO): extracellular matrix
Molecular function (GO): metalloendopeptidase activity; zinc ion binding
Source: RefSeq, a predicted model, not a curated record